ACAAUCUUGCAAGUUUUUUUUUCCAAAAUACUAAUUAAUGGCUGAAAUCAUUGUUAGUGCUGUUGUGACUGUGCUCAUUGAGAAGCUCACAGCUGAGUUGAUGAACCUUGCACGAUCUGAAGGACUCGAAACUCAGCUGAAGAAACUCAAGCAAAACUUUCGCCUGAUUGAAGCUGUGCUUGCUGAUUCAGCCCAGAAACAGAAUCAGAAACCUGUUGCAUUGUGGCUGAUCGAGCUCCAGGAUCUGGCUUAUGACAUAGACGAUGUACUCGACGAUAUGGCUACUGAAGUUUUACGGCGAAAAUUGAAUCAUCAAGUGUCACAUGAUAGCACCCGCACUAGUUGUAGUAAGUUAUCGAAAUUUGUCCCGACUUGUUGUACUAAUAAUUUCAGUCCUCGUAACUUCAUGUAUGGACGUGAGAUUAGAUCUAAGUUAGAUGAGGUUAACACUAGAUUGGAUGAGCUUGUUGAGCAGAAAAAUAAGCUAGGUUUGGAUUUGAAUGUGAAACUUGAAAGAUCGAAUAAGAAUAAAUCAGAUGUACGAUUCCAUCAAACUUCAUCUGUUAAUGAGUCCAAAGUUUUGGGUCGGGAAAACGAUAAAGAGGCAUUGAUUGGGCGGUUGCUGGGGAACGAAGAAGCGAGCAGUAAUCAAAAGGUGAUCAGCGUUGUGUCGGUUGUUGGUAUGGGUGGCCUUGGAAAAACAACUCUCGCCCAACUUUUGUACAACGAUAAGAGAGUGAAGGAUCACUUUGAACUCAUGGCAUGGGUUUGUGUUUCCGAUGACUUUGAUGUGUUCAAUAUUAGCAAUGCAAUUUAUCAAUCUGUAGGUGGGGGGUACACACAGUUCGCUACUCUGAAUUUGCUUCACGCGUCCCUUAAAGAAAAACUUUCGGCGAAGAGGUUUCUUAUUGUGUUGGACGAUGUUUGGAACGAAGAUCCCAAUUCUUGGGAUCUUCUUAGAAGUGGUUUUGAUGUCGGGGCGCAUGGAAGUAAAUUUCUGGUAACCACACGGAACAAGAAGGUUGCAUCAGUGAUGGACUGUUUUCAACCUUAUGUGCUGAAGGUUUUAUCUGAUGAGAUAGCCCUGUCUUUAUUUGCUCAAUCUGCACUCGAUGAGCAAAACUUUGACAGACAUCCAUCACUUAAAUCUAUUGCUCAAGGGAUCGUUAAGAAGUGUGAUGGGUUGCCCUUGGCUUUGGUAACCCUCGGGAAGGUCUUGAAACGAAAAGAAAGUGACGAUGAAUGGGAGGCGUUGCUGAAUAGCGAAAUUUGGAACUUAGAUGAUGAAAGUGGCAUUCUUCCGGCUCUCAAGUUAAGCUACUAUGACCUCCCUUCGCAUCUAAAGCAAGUGUUUGCAUAUUGCUCCUUAUUUCCAAAGGACUAUGAGUUUGAAAGGAAGAAACUAGUCCUAUUGUGGAUGGCACAAGGGUUUGUGUCCCAAACAAAGGGCAAAAAUCAACCAAUUGAGAGUUUGGGUGACAAGUAUUUCGAAGAGUUACUCUCAAGGUCCUUUUUUCAGCCUUUUGGGAAAGAUGGAUCACGGUAUAUAAUGCACGACUUGAUGAAUGACUUGGCCACAAGUGUUUCAGUAGAGUUUUUCUUUAGGUUGGAUGAGAAUAUGGAGUUAAACGAUAGGAAUGAAGCUUAUGAAAAGUUUCGUCACUUUUCAUUCAUAGGUCAACAACGAGUUACACAGCAUAAAAAGUUCAAGGAAUUACACAAAGCAAGGUGCUUGCGAACGUUCUUACCAGUGUCAGUUGGUUGGAGCGACUUUAAAACAUUGGACAAUGUUACUUUAGAUUUACUCCCCCACUUAAACUUCCUAAGGGUGUUAAGCUUAACUAAUGAGUUAAUCACAGAGGUACCACGUUCCAUUGGUAAUUUGAAGCAUCUAAGGUACCUCAAUUUUUCAUAUACCGACAUCCAAGGAAUACCCGAACAAGUGAGCGGAUUAUAUAAUCUACAAUGCUUGUUAGUUCGUGGCUGUCCUAAGUUAUCUAGCUUGCCAGUGAGUUUUGUAAAGCUAAUAAACUUGCGACAUCUUGACAUGACUUAUACUCCGUUAUUGAACAAGUUGCCUUUGGGGAUCGGUGGGUUGACGAGUCUACAAACAUUAUCCAAGGUUAUCAUCGAAGAAGGUAACGGUUUUAAAAUAUCUGAGCUUAAGGGCCUGUCAGAUCUCCAAGGCGAGCUUUCCAUCGAGUGCUUGGAGAAAGUGAUACAACCAACAGAAGCAAACGAUGCAAAGUUACAACAAAAAACAGGUCUUUAUGAACUGAAUAUGAGAUGGAGUGAUGUUUUGGAUGGUUUUCGGGAUCCAGCUAUUGAAUAUGAGGUACUUGAAAGGCUAAGGGCUCCCUCGAAGCUGAAAAUACUGAGCAUUUCAUUCUAUAACGGAAUGAAAUUUCCUAGUUGGAUUGGGAAUCCCAAAUCAUUUAAUCAUUUAAUAGAGCUUACGUUAAUCGGCUGUGAAAACUGCACAGAAUUACCAACGCUUGGGCAUCUAAGUUCACUUCGGCAGUUGCGUUUAAGCAACAUGAAAGCGGUGCAGACUGUGGGUAUUGAGUUACUAGCACAUACUAAACCUUUUCAUGGCGAUGCAUUUCCUUCCCUUGAAUACUUGAAAGUUGAUAAUAUGCAAUGUCUGGAGAAAUGGUCGACCAGUGGUGGUGACGGUGUUGAGACUCCUCGAUCCUUUCCUAGGCUUCGUAAAAUUUCAAUUAAAAGAUGUGCGAAACUUGAUAAGGUAUCAUUUGGAUUGGUACCAUCACUUAAGAAAUUAACUGUAAAAGGAUGUCCUGAAGCAGUGUUGAGAGACUUGGUUGGUGGGUCUUCAUCAAUCCGUACAUUGAAGUUGGAUGCAAUUAAUGGGCUCACUCAACUGGACAGAGAAAUCUUAAAACAUUUUGGGGCAGUUGAACAUCUCAACAUCCGGGAUUGUGAUGAAUUGAGAUACUUGUGGGAAUCGGAAUCGGAAGAUUGCAGGUAUCUUGGGAGUUUACAAGAGUUGUUUGUAUCUAAGUGUCCAAAGUUGGAAUCAAUUAAUAAGGGAGAGAAAGAGGUGGUUCAUGUGGGGAGUAGCAUCAUUAUGGGAUCUCUUAGAAAUGUCAGGCUUUGGUAUUGUGAUGCACUGGAGAUUUACUGCUGUCCAAAUAGUGUUGAGAGUUUGAAGAUAGACGGUUGUGAUUCAAUAACAUCAUUAAGUUUCUCUAAUUUGCAGGAGGAGGAGGACCUCCCAUCGUCAUCCUCAUCCUCUAAUUUCAAGUUUCUUAGGAUUGGAAAUUGCAAGAAUAUAAAGUCAAUUUCUCAGGAGCAUUUGCAAAAUCUCACAUCUUUGGAAGAGAUGGUGAUAUAUAAAUGUCCAAACAUGGAUGAUUCAUUUCCAUCAUGUGGCUUGUUAUGGCCUCCUAAUCUGAAGCGUCUAAGAAUAGGGGAAUUAAAGAAGCCACUGUCAGAGUGGGGACUUCAAAAUUACCCUUCCUCACUUGUUGAAUUAGAGUUAUAUGGCAGAGAUUCAGGAGUGGUUUCAUUUGGAAUAAUAAUGGAAGAACAACAAGAUCAUAAUAAUAGGACCAGUUCAGCAUGUUUUCUUCUUCCACCAUCUCUAACUUCUCUAGAAAUCGGGAAUUUUGAGGAAGUGGAAUCAUUUUCAGAGGUCUCACAACACCUCCCUCACCUUCAACAUCUUGAGAUUUGGCAUUGCCCUAAGCUAAGAGAUGUGCCAAAGACAACUUCGUUUUUCAAAGUAUUUGUUUUUUAACAUCAUGGUUUCAUGGCGUCGCCACUCUCAAUGUUGCUACUUUAAGUGGGUUAAACAAGAAUCUAACAUUUCAAGAUUACAAGACUACAAAUCUUUGAUCAUGGCAGCAUGACUCAGACUCCGUGUUCAUGUCAUUUUGUCGGGUCAGGGUAUGUAUGCAAAUUUUAUGUUUCGCUCUUUGUAUGUAUUGUAGUUUUUGUUUUUGGUUUGCUGGAAGGUACUGGCUUGUUGUUUGAAGGAAAAAAAAAACCAGUAAAUUGGAGAUAAA
Erigeron canadensis is the source of this 4028-nucleotide messenger RNA. Its product is annotated as putative disease resistance RPP13-like protein 1. The coding region runs from base 38 to 3760 and encodes 1240 amino acids. NCBI's taxonomy places the organism in Eukaryota, Viridiplantae, Streptophyta, Magnoliopsida, Asterales, Asteraceae. Gene Ontology annotation, molecular function: ADP binding. Gene Ontology annotation, biological process: defense response to other organism. The transcript has 2 exons. The record is from RefSeq and is a predicted model, not a curated record.